This is a messenger RNA of Symbiodinium sp. CCMP2592, 8307 nucleotides long. NCBI's taxonomy places the organism in Eukaryota, Dinophyceae, Suessiales, Symbiodiniaceae. The record is from the annotation of a GenBank genome assembly.
AUGGACCCGGCAAGUGCAACCCCUGCUCAUGACGAUCAACAGGUUAUGCAUGCCCAAACUGCACAGCCAACUCCGCGGCACACGGGUCAGCUGCUUAUGGAAGGAGAAGUUGCGGGGCCCAACUACGAGGGCACCAGCAGGCCUCGGCCAGCCGUUUCGCUGCCUUUGCCAAAUGGUGUUCCCCCUGCAGCUGUGCAACGACCUUCAGUUGAUGGUGUUGAGAUGGACUCGCUGAAUGGGUCGCCGUGGGCCACUGGAAUGGCUUACGCACCGGACCAAGGGGAAAGCGCUCGACCGGCCUUUUUCUCAGAAGCUUGGAGCGGCUUCAACAUACGUCAAGGCCCACCUCGCCUCAACAUCGUCGUGGUUUGGCUUCGGAUCUUGUUCCAGCUCCGAUUGGUGAUGGGUCAAGAGGGGGAAGUGGUCCAGGAGGAAGUACGCCGACAGGUUCAAGAGGCACUGGAGUCCCAGAGACGGUUCAUGAUCUUCGUGAUGUUCGUCAGGCCUACUUUGUCGACAAUGGUGCGGCACAGCGGCCGGAGCAACUUGGAGGCCCCGACGAUGGCCAAGGAAUUCCACCUGAGCGCGGCAGCCAGCCGCCCAGUCAAAUCAGGACGGGCUCCGCUACCAAUGCCGGAGUACCUGGAGCAGAUCCAGCUGGUGUUCACGGAGGUCUUGGAGUACCACCGGGGCAUCGGGCGUAUGACUCAGCGGCUAGCUUCGGAGUACCUAGAGCAGAUCCUGCUGGUGUUCAAGGAGGUCUUGGAGUACCACCUGGGCAUCGGGCUUAUGACUCAGCGGCUAGCUUCGGAGUACCUAGAGCAGAUCCUGCUGGUGUUCAAGGAGGUCUUGGAGUAUCACCUGGGCAUCGGGCUUAUGAUUCAGCGACAGGCUUUGGAGUACCUGGGGCAGAUCCUGCUGGUGUUCAAGGAGGUCUUGGAGUAUCACCUGGGCAUCGGGCUUAUGAUCCAGUCACAGGCUUCGGAGUACCUAGGGCAGAUCCUACCGGUGUUCAAGGAGGUCUUGGAGUAUCACCUGGGCAUCGGGCUAAUGUGCAAGAGUCUAGCUCUGGACUUCGUGGAAGUGAUGGUAACUUUUCAGGCGUUGGACAGGGAAGUCGUCUUAGGUCUCUGUCUCAAGGACUGCGUCGCAAUGAAGAUCGAGGUCUUGGUGGAGGCCCCAGGACGGCGAGUGUGGCGGGGUACUGGCAGCGGUCCUGAGUUUGUCGAUGGCGGUUUGGGUGUCCCUCCGGUAGAUCUUGCAUACCGUCCUCCUGGUUACAAGGACUCGCAGACCUACGGCGAUUACGGCUUUGAGCGACCGCCUGGACUGGAACUUCAAACAGAGGGACCUGCUGUUCCGAAUCAGACCCCGCAUCCUGCGGCGCCGACGCCUGCCGGAGGUACCGCCCCAAGCUCUGGUGAGCCUGCGGGCCCUUCGCCAAUUGAUGUUCUGAUCACUGGCAUGAGUCAGCUCCAACAAGUUCUGUUGAAGCAGAAGAGUGAUGUGAUGGAUUUGGAGCCGAAGGCAGUGAGCGAGCUUGUGAAGUUACCAGAGUAUACGGCGGAGACCGGGGCCAUUGACUUCCAGGACUACUUGUACCUUGCGGAGCAGCAGAUUGGAACGUUAGCUUCGGGUGCUGGAGAUUGGUGGGCCCGAACUUUGCGGGCUGCUCAGGUUGCUUAUGCGGAGUACCAGACGCUAUCUCCAGUUCGGAAGGUGGCGGCCUUGGUGCUGGCCUCCCUUCCCAAGGGGGUCAGAGAUGACCUUGUAGCGUACAGGGUGCAGGGCGUUCACCAGAUCCUGUACCGGCUCAUGGUGAUCUUUCAGCCUGGAGGGGCCCAAGACCGUGCUCAGCUGUUGAGACAGUUGGAUGUGACGGAGUCGGCGGCGGGGCCGGCAGAGGCUACAGCAGCGAUAAGGCGAUGGUACCGGUUGUUGCAGAGGGCCUCAGACUUGGGUGUGACCCUUCCGGAUGAGUCGCUGCAGGUGAAGUCGCUCUCAGUCAUCGUGAAGAAGACCUCGGAGCAGAAUGCGGACUUCAAGUUUCGCUUGGCACUGGCGAGGACGGAGCUGCAGAUUGACACUCGCCCCACGCAAGAGAACGUCAUGCGAUACUUGCAGCACUUGCUGGCGGAACUCGAGCAGCUUGGUGCCAUUGCUCGAAAGUCCCAGACGGGAACUACCACCAGGGCCUCUACAACUACGGCGCCCACUUCCUCUACUACCACCCCGACGGGCGCGGGAGGAGCUUCUCUGAAGGGCCUCCAACCAGCGCCGGAGGCUAAGGCUAAGCCUAAGGCGGGGCCCGGGAAGAAGGUGUGUUCGUGGUUCAGCUCAGAUGCUGGGUGUCGCAACGGAAAGAAUUGCACGUUUCAGCACCAAUGGAGCGGCCUCAACCGUGGCGAAAGGUGCCUUCUUUGUGGCUCCAAGCAGCACAGGGCUAAGGAUUGCACCGCCGGUGGAACUGCGAUUCCAGCGGACAAGGGGCAGCAGGCUGCCCGGGUGGCGAAGGUCCAGGCGGGAACUUCGGCUACUACUCCGGCCCCACCGACUGGAACGGCCACAACUGCAAUGGAGCCUGCCAUGGAGCCUUCGUCGACGUCUUCGGCUUCCCCACCAGCGUCUGGCGGUGCUCACAACAAAAUUGAUGCCGCUCGGGUCACGGAGAUCUUGACGGAAACCAACAAGAUGCUUAAGUCGUUGGCAACUCAGCAAGCUUCUGGGGCCGGUCAGGCUCCUGCUCCGUUGGACCCUCUGGAGAUGAUACAGAAGCAGUUGGAUGAAGUGCGCCGACUGAAGGUGAUGGUGGUUCGGAACCCCGCUGAGGACACUUCCGCUUUUACGAGCGCUUUGUCCUGGUAUGAGACGCGAUUGAGUUCCUCUACGGUGAUCGGUGGAGGCGAUGUAGAAGAGGAAGAGGCGUUGCUUGAUAGCGGAGCCUCCCAUGCCUACCGCCCGCCAAUCUCGGCUUCGGAGCUGGAGGGAGCACGACGUGUGGGAGUUUCAUUGGCGACCGGGGAGGAAAGAGCCAUACCCCAGAACCCAGGAGGCACUCUCCUGAUGGAGAACAGUGGUGACGGCACAAUAUUGCCAAUGGGGCAGCUGGUGCAACUACUUGGGUGUCGGGUUUCGUGGGAACCCAAUAAGCUCACCGUGAUCCACCCAGUACACGGACGAUUGCGAGUACGACUGCGAGGCCAUUGCCCCGUUCUACCGGUCACCCAAGCCCUGGAGUUGAUUGCGGAGCUGGAGCAGAAGCGAAUGGCGUCUUUUGAAAGGACGGUGAAGGAGCUCCAGCAGCAGAUCAAGGUGAUCAAGGAAAAGGGGCUUCAGUCUUGGACGUGGAGGGAGCACCUACGGGCAGCAAGGGAAGGAGGGGAUCGAACGCAUGUGGCCGGAUUCCUUCACAAGAACCCGGUGUUCUCUACGGUCAAUGCAGAAGCUCUUCUGGGCGUUCCGGAACAUGUUCCUCUAGGAGGCCGUGAUGGUUGGAAAUUGCUGAAGGGAGAAGUUCCGCUUGUGAUGAAUGAGAAGAAGGUUGUUUUGGGCGGAAACCUUGAUCUAUGGCAUCUUCGUGGUCUCAAGGUGGGUGUGGACGCAACGCUGGGCUCUGUGUGGCCCUUGGAGCUGGUCGCCAACAUAGCCUUAGCGGUUCGGGCCUGGGUUGGGCUGAGGAAUCAUGAAGGGCUCCUUUCCUCCUUGAGGAGAUCGUCCUGGUUGGAUGGUGGGGACCCUGUGGAGCUGAACAAGUUCGACGUGAAGGAUUGGAAGCUUCAUCUUCAACGGGAUCACCUCCCUUACCGCAAGGACUGCCGGACUUGCAUUGAAAGGGCCAGCGGGAAGCCUCACAGACGCAUCUCGCAUCCGUCGGCUUGUUGUCUUUCCAUUGAUACGGCUGGUCCUUUCAGGAAUGUUGGCGCGGGCGGCUACAAGUACCUCCUGGUUGGUUGCUACAGGCACCCCAAGUUGCCGGGGACAAAGCCCGAGGAGGAGUCUGCUGAACCUCCCAAGCCAGAAGGGGUAGUUCCUUGUCCAGAUGAUGGUGAUGAUUGGCUAGAAGAUGCUGGGCCUGAUUGUGAUGAAGAACCUCCUGUUGAAGAGCCAGAAGGCGGAGUUGGUUUCAUCGACCCCGGUGAACCGGUCGAUCGUGAAGUGGAGGAGUUAAAGGAGCUUGCGGAGCCCCUGGAGUUUGUGUCGAUCUACGUGGCGAGGCCGAUGCGGUCCCGGAAGAAAGCUGAGACUUUGAAGGCCAUUCAAGAACUCUAUAUCCAGCUACGCAGUGCCGGCUUUCCAUUGGCCCGAUUGCACAUGGACCGUGCGCGAGAAUAUCAAUCCAGUGCGCUUGAGCAUUGGGCGGCUGCCAGGGAUAUUGAAUUGUCCCGGACACAAGGCGAUGACCCGUCGCAGAAUGGAACAGCUGAGAGAGCGGUUGGCUAUGUCAAGAUGCGGGUCAGGGUGCUCUUGUCGCAGGCCAAGGAGUUGAGUGGUGUCAGUGACGACGUGAUCAGAACUUGGUGGCCGUUGGCAGCGGAAACAGCUGUGUCGCAGCACCAGGCAAUGGCUAUGGGCCGGAAGUUUCCAUCGGCAGCUCGUUUUGGUUCUCGAGUUUUCACGAGGAGGAAGGGCUAUGGAGCUGGGCGUCCAGAUCUCAAGCCGAAGUGGAUAGGAGGAGUCUAUUUAGGACCAGCUCGCUCGGUGCCUGGUGGCCAUAUGGUGUACACAGAUGAGGGGAACCUGUGGUUCUCUACGAACAUUCGCCAGUUUGAGGACCGAGCUGCGGAUGGUGAUGAGGAUCGGAAGGCUGAAUCUUCCCCACCUGAUUUACUACCAGCGAGACGAGUGACGGGGAAAACUUCAGCGGUUGAGCUAGCCAAUGGGGCCAGCUUGCUUCCAGGAGCCGCAGAUGGUUCGGGAGGUGUACGACCUGAGGGUGCCUUAAGGUCUGUGGUGGCGCUGUCGCCUGGUUCUGAUUCAGAUGCUGAUGAUGAGUCGUGGACGGUGGUUUCAGACGGUGCUCAACUAUGUGACCUUGAGGUGCCUGAAUCGUCCUCUCCAUCUACUACGACAUCGAACAGGAGCCGCGGUAGUCUUGCAGCUGAGUAUGUGGAGUCGGGAUGUUACUCCAUGGACGAGUGUCUUCGCGUGUUGGAGUCGGAACCCUUCUUGAAGACAAAGAAGCAGAGAACUACCGCUUGGAAGGAAAACGGCCCGCCUCCGAUCCACACCACCCUCGGUGCCUACCAGCGAGGACCCUAUGUGGGAGUUACGAAUGCUACGAGGCGACACUGUUCGUUGGCGCUCUACUUGACUGAGUUUCUUAAGAGGCACUGUGGCGAACAAUGUGAGUUCACCUCCCUCACUGUGGCCCGUGACUUGAACACCGAGGUACACAGUGAUCGCUUUAACCUCCGCAACUCUACAAACUAUGUCUUGACUUUGGGUAACUUUCAAGGUGGAGGUGUUUGGGUAGAGGGCGAGGCCACGGACUUUGCGAAGGUUGCGGUUGAGAGUUCUCCGGGGGAGAUCUUGCAGGGACACGUCCUCCCAGUUCACAAUCGCAUUGUGCAAAUCAACCCCAAGAAGUUGCAUCGGACUAUGCCCUGGUCCGGUGGCCCGAAGUGGACUGUGAUCGCCCAUACCAUUGGAGCCCGGAAGAAACUGUCAAGUGAUGAUGUGGAGGGCCUCAAGGGGCUUGGGUUUCCAAUGCCAAGUGCUUCGUUGUGUGCGUUGUCGCCAGAGGGUCCAGGACCUGGAGGUGAGUUUCCUUGUGGGACGCCGUGGCGUUUCAUGCUUUCUCAGCUUGAGCUUGAGGAGGAGAUGAUGAGUCGGUUGUGGACUCGACGGGUCUUGGAUGAGGAGGAGCAGCUCGCGAAUGUUGUUCCCAAUGAUUUGGUGACAGAGUAUGAAGGGGUGAGCCAGGCGAACAUUGAGGCCGCUACGAACCUCCACUUCCGGGAGACUCGAUGCGUUCAUGAGCGUUGGAAUGAAGAGCAGUGGCUAGGCCUGUGUCGCAUGACAGAGUCAGAGGAGGAAACCUUUGGUGUUGAGACCAUGUUGGAAGAACUGAAGGAGCCUCUCAAGGUUGUCUUCACUGUGGCUUUGGAUGAAGUAAAGAAUUAUGCUUCCCGCUGGUCCGAGGCUAUGCACAAGGAGGUGAAGGCGCUUCUGGAUGCAGGGGCCCUGGUCCCGUUGUCCGCGGAGGAACAGGCUCGGUUGGAGGCUUCCGGAAAAUUGGUGGUGUUGCCGGCUAAGGGAGUCUUUACUGCCAAGCCACCUGAUGUGGAAAGAUCGCAUGAUGACGAGGGCAAUCCCCUACCUCAGGGCUCGAUCCACUAUGUCAAGCGCAAGGCCCGUCUGGUGAUAUGUGGGAAUUUUCAAGGACGGCAAGCACGGGAGGAUUCCUAUGCGGGUGGUUGUCAGAUUGACUCCUUGCGUGCAAUGUUGGUCUUUGCGGCCCUCAAGCGAUGGCAUUUUGCCUCCACCGACAUCCGCAAUGCCUUUAUCCUCGCUCCGAUCAAGGAGGAAGAAGAAGAGGAUGAUGGAACGGUGUAUGGACUGUUCCCUCCGCGAGUGUUUCAGCUGGUCGCGGUCCCCUACUGCUACCAACUGUGGAGGGUAGAUCGAGCUCUAUAUGGUUUUCGGCGAAGCCCUCGGUUGUGGAGCAAGUUUCGAGAUCGACGCCUACGCGGAGCUAAGGUAGCCUACGGUCAGGGCUUCCUCGUUCUGAGGCAGAGCAGGGCGGAUACCAAUGUGUGGUCCAUCGUCUACGAGGUUGAUGGAGCUGAGCCAGAGAUUAAGGGAUACCUCAACAUCUAUGUGGAUGAUGUUCUCUAUGUGGGGAUCGCUGAAGUGAUUGAGGUGGUUCAGUCUUGGCUUACUUCAGAGUGGAAGGCCUCAGAUUUGACUUGGGCUAGCGAAGGCUCGGGGUCAUGGCUCUUGGGAGAGUGCGAUGAGUCUCCAGUUGAUUACACUGCGGAACAGCUAAAAAGGGCACAAACCUUGACUGGCGAGCUUCUUUGGCUGAGUGGGCGGAGCCGCCCGGACAUCAUGCACAGUGUGUGCACCAUGUCCUCCCUAUGCGUUAAGAACCCAGAGCUGGUCGAGCGUAUAGGAUAUCGUGUCCUGGGCUAUUUGAAGGCGACUGCUGGUGUUUGUCUGUGGUACAAACCAUGUGAGGCUGCCUACGAGGUCCUGGGAUACUCCGAUGCUUCGUUUGCGCCCUCGGGUUCAAGAAGUGUUGGUUGCUCAGUUGCUUGCUACUAUGGAUGCCCGGUGAGCUGGCGUUGUGGGCGUCAGAGUCUGGUUGCUCUUUCAGUUGCCGAAGCAGAACUCCUUGAAGCUGUGAACUGCGUUCAGCUUAUGAGUGGACUGGAGAGCUUCGUAGAGGAGCUUCAGCCUACCGCCCCACGUCUUUGCCUGCGGGUGGACAAUCAAGCUGCCGUUGGGCUUACUACGGAAGCUGCUGGCACGUGGAAAACGCGCCACUUACGCGUGAGAGCCUUUGCUUUGCGGGAGGCAGUCCGUGUGGAGACCUUGAAGAUCCAGCAUGUUGAAGGUCUCAAGCAAUUGGGCGAUUUGGGAACCAAGUGCUUCCAUAAACCCAGGCUAGAGCAGCUACGUGAGCUUUGGGGUUUGAGGACAGAUGAGAGCACUUUCGAAACCGAGGAGUCCAACAACCCCCGCCCGAAGGCUUCCAUUGCAACUUUGGCCAUGAAUGGAGUUGCAGGGGUUUUAGCGAGGCUUACUCUGAUCCUUGGGUGGCUGGUUCGGGGUUCUACGGCUUCUGAUAGCGAACCUGGCGGUGGCUUGGAGUUGAGUUUUGCUUGGGAGCUUUAUGGCCUUGCGAUCCUGGCGGUGAUCUCAGCCAUUGGUGUCUGGGAGCUUUUGAAGUGGCUUUUGUCAAGAUGCUGCGGCUCAGGGGAACUACAUGAAUCUCGAGAAGCCCGGAGACUUAGGAAGCUGCAGCAGGUAGUUCAUGAAGAAGUUGGUCGCUACGGCUUAGAGGUUGGUGUGAAGGUCAGUUCAGCAUCUUCACCGGCUGCUACAGCAUCAUCUACUUCCUCCCGUGUUGAGGACCGUGCUACAACUUUGAGGCCCAAGUUGGUUACCCGAGGAUCCCAGACAGAGCCCUAUGAUGCGGGGAUGAGACAGCACGCGGGUCCCUUCUUUGCCAGUGAACAGGGUGGUCGUAUUCACCAUGAUCCAAACUGUCGGGGAUUGCGAAAUGCGGUCCACCGAACGAGGCGUUUGACCCUUUGUGCUUACUGCUAUCAGCGGUGUCCACUGUACAUUCCGGAUGACUAG